AUGACACUAGGUUUCCAACAGCCUCCUGAAGAAAUACUGUGUCAUUCCUUCCCUACUACUCUCAAAGGAGCUACAAGGGAGUGGUUCAUAAAGUUGCCAACUUCCAUCGAUAGCUUCAAGCAGUUGAGCAACUCCUUUUUGUGCCACUUCAUCGGAGGACAACACCUUAAGAGGCCAGCGAACCAUUUACUCACUAUUAGACAAGGGGAGAAGGAAAUCCUGCGGUCGUAUGUGAAACACUUUGCUCGAGAGACCCUGGAGGUAGAUGACACUGAUGACAAAGUGCAGUUGAUGACUUUUAAGGCAAGGCUGAAGUCUAGGGAGUUCAUGGUUUCACUCACAAAGAAUCCUCCUAAGACGAUGGCAGAGAUGCUCCUGAAGGCACAAAAGUACAUGAAUGCUGAAGAUGCAUUAGCAGCCAUAAGGGACAUAGAAAAACUGGGAGACCAAGAAAGGAAGGAGGACAACCGUAGAGGACAAAAAAGGGAGCGUCUAGAUCAUCGGACUAGUGAUGGAAACAAAAGGAAAGAUGAAAAAACUCCUCGAACAGUAAAAUUCACCCCUCUAGUUAUUCCUGUUUACAAAAUUUCGAUGCAGAUUAAAAACGAGCACUACCUCAAGUGGCCAAGGCCAUUACAUUCAUCCCCUAAUGUUCGUGACAAGAAGAAGUACUGCCGGUUUCACAAGGAUUAUGGCUACUACACAAAAGAUUGCUAG
This is a messenger RNA of Quercus lobata, 717 nucleotides long. RefSeq lists its product as uncharacterized. The coding region runs from base 1 to 717 and encodes 238 amino acids. The record is from RefSeq and is a predicted model, not a curated record. Lineage: Eukaryota; Viridiplantae; Streptophyta; Magnoliopsida; Fagales; Fagaceae. The transcript has a single exon.